CAGUGCUACCAACAGACAUCAAAUUAUUAUUAUUUAUUAAAGAAACUCUGCUUUGCCGCGGCAUAAAAUAAUAUUAACGAACGGAUUCAUUGUUUUAAUUUAUCCAUACGGUUUCAUUUGUGUAAGGUGAGCUUCGCAAAAUCGAAAUAUAUGUUAAAAUUACGAAUUCUCCAUUUUGAUAUAUGUUGGCAACAUGGCGACGCCAAACAGAAGAUAAAAAGUACGAUGUACGUUUGUGACAAGUAUUAUUCUUAACUUUAGAGCUUUUAUGAAUAAAAACACUAAGCGUAAGCAUUCACCUACGUUAAAACUGCGAAAAAAGCCACCAGUAUCAACCCGAAGCUGCGCUAAUUAAUUCAUAAGCCCUACUAAAGCCGUUCUCGCCCGCAACAAAUCGCGAAAAUGACUGAAGAAUCAUUCACCGACUACAAAGAUGGGGACAUCGUUUGGGUGAAGCUGGGCUCCCGUUGGUGGCCCGGCGAAGUCAAAGACUUAAGCAACUUAACACCGGACGAAAUGGCCUUCAAGAAAUCACCACUAGCCAUCGUUCAGUUCUUCGAAGAAGAUGCAUUUGAGUACGUUCGAAACUGGUCCAACAUUUACCCAUACAGUUGCAACAGGAAGAUAGAAUUCAUUAAAAAAGGAAUGAACGCUUUUCGAUCGAACGUACCCAACAUGGAAAAAUUCCCCAAAGACGUGACGACAGCGGAGAUAAAAAUCGGAGGCAACCCGAACAUCCUAAGCGAUCCCUCUUGCAGCGUGGAAAAAAGGAAAAGCUACGGAGAAUCGUACGGAUCCCCGAAACGGCUCGGAAAAGACUCCACCAAGAAACAACGCUCCUCAUCCAAGAUGCUCCCGAAGGAUAACACGCACGUAACGCACCGGCGAUUCCUCGGAGUCGACGACUACAAAGCCUACAUUUGCAUCCAGUACCCCGGCAAGGACCGGAAGCCCGGCGAAGACGAAGAAGUCGCGCGCAUCAACGCCGAACCCGAGCAGGAGUACAACUGCAACUCCUGCUCGUACUCGACGAGGCGGCUCGAGGUGAUGGUGAUGCACAUGAAGUCCCACAUACAAGGCAUCUACGUGUCCAGCCCUAAGAGAAAGCGAUCGGUGGCUCCGAGGCCGAAGAAGAAAGAGUACUCGAAGAAGCGACACGCUUACUCGGAGGAUUCCGACGAGGAUCUCUCGCCGCCGCCCAAGGAAAAGAAGCCGAAGGUCGCUAAAUCUAGCACUAAGAAAUUGAUUUUGGAAGCCGAGAUCAAACCGAAACCCAAGCCGAUACCUUCCGCCGAUAUCCGAACGGAUUUGUUGGCCGAAUGGGAGGAUUCCGAUGAGGAAAACGGCAAUUCGACGUUCGAAGAACCGGCGGAUAUCAGCGGAAUAGCGAAACUAGACGAAGAUAAUAAAGAAUCCGAAGACGAACGAAACGAUAGCGUAAAAGAACCGUCGAAAAUCCAAAUGGACAAAGACACUCGAGAUGCCAUCAAAUCGUGCUUCGAUUUCGACGAAGAAGAAGACGAAACCGACCUAAUAACCACGCCGGUAGAACAAGGUAGGAAAAUUCCUCGCGUAAUUCCCCCAACCGAAAAGAGAAAAUCCGAUGUAACAGACGAUGUAGUAGAAGAAGAAGAAGACCCUAAUAAAGAUCCCCCGAAGCAACCGGACGAAUUGGAAACCGCCUUCGAGGAUCUAAUGGAAGCCACGUCGGUGCCCGAGUUGCCCGAAGUGGAAAACUCCCUGAAACCGGCCCAAAAUUUUCACGUAGUCACGACGAUAAAAUUUCCGGAUAAACCGGAGGAGUCUCCAGUGAAAGAGCGCGAGAAGAGCGCGCCGAUCAAUCCGAAGAAGCGCUUCGUGAAGAGCUUCGAGCACUUCGAGAAUCAACUGCAACAGGAGGAGUUGCGGAAGAAAGAGGAGAUGGAGAAUUCGAAGAAACGCGCCGAGGCUACCGAGCAGGUUUUUCAGGAUAGUAAGGGCUCUUGUACCGAGCAGGAAAAGAGCUCUGUCAACGAGGAAGACGGCGAGCAUACAGAGAAUAGCAUCGAUUUGAGUAAGCUGCAGAAGAACCUCAGAUGGAAGAUUAGCAACCAUCGGUAUCCGACUAGGAGGUCUACUAACAGCGCAGGCGAAACGGAAACGAAGCCUAAGAAGGAGAAGAAAACUGUUAACAAACCUAAAGAUAAUUGCGAAACUAAACCGGAGGAGGAGCCGUCUUUUUUAUCCGAUUGGAAUGACCUUAUCGAAGAAGAUAAAAUUAACGAAACCAAAGCGAAAACGGAGAAGAAAACGAAACGUUCGAAAUCAAAACCAGAUAUCGAAUCGCCGCCCGUAAACGUUUCCCUACCGGUAAAAAUCGACAAAAACCUGGUCUUCGAAGUCGCAAAACCAGAAGAGAAACUUCCUAACGAAGAAGAAGAACCUAAAAUGAUAGAUGAAGAGCACACUAAAGAGGAGGAGCACACUAAACAAGAGGAGCACGCUAAAGAGGAGGAAGAUCCUGCAUUAUCAAACAACAGCCUCAAAGAGCCCGAAGAUAUCGCAGUACCCAAAGAGAAUCCCAGCGAAACCGAAGAUAAAUCUUCGGACGAGACUCUUCGCAAAGAAGGGCCCGCGAUAAAAUCGCACAAACGGAAAAAGGGCAAGAGGAGAUCGAAGUUUACGGUGAAGAAGAAACGGAGAUCGAGCGGUUACAAAGAGGCUACCGAAACCGAAGAGGAGCCCUCGAAAAUUCCUUCGGAUAUCGACCAAGGAAAAGAAACAAACCCCGCAGAAGAAGUGUCUGAUAACAAGGAAGCACAAAUUGACGACAUUCAAGAUGAUACUUGUACGAUAAUAGAAAAAAAUGUUGCACAAAACGAUGGAAAUUUAACAUCGAACGAUGAAGAUGCGAAUGUAAACGAAUCAAUGGAAGAUGUUAAAAAAGAUUCGGUUGAUACUGAAGACAAUCAACUAAUAAACGAUGUAAUAGAAAGCGAAGAUUCCCUUCCAGUUGGUACCAAAGAAAACGAUACAGUCAUCGAAGAUGAAACGAAAGAUAACGAAGAAAUAGAAGCGACAAUAGAGGAGUCAAUUGUCUCGAAAUCGAGCGAAGAGCAAGAAAAUUGCGAUAAACUCGACGACAUAGAAGAACUACCAAUCAACUCUCCUAUUGUCACAGAAGAAGUAAUAGAAACCGAGGAAAAUAAACCUGAAACACCUACAAUUGUAGAUGAUACUAAUAACGAUUGUUCGGCUAAUAAAGAAGAUAUAGAUGUAAUCGAAGAAAUCGAUAUAAAAUCCACGGAAAUCGAAGAAACAGCUAAUCGAGAAGAAGCACCUUUCGUCGAUUCGAACGAUACAUCAACAGAACCAUCGAACGAUAAAGUGACUGUAGAAGAUUCCAGCUUAACGAAAGAGGUCGUUUCUCGAUUCAUAUCCGAAGAACAAAGUUCGGUUUUCCUACAAGACGCUAAUGCGCUAUCCCAAUCGAAUUUAGCAAGCGAAAAUGGAGAAUCCAAAGGAGAAGUAGAAGAAGAAGCAGGCCCGAAAGAGGUGGAAGUGACGCACGAUUCCUUCAAAUUCUCCAUACAAACCAACCUAUCGAAUCUAUCCAGAAGCGAGGAGAUCUCCGCCAUAGCUCUAGCCACUUUGUCCGAAGCGAAAUCCGACGAAUCUCCGGCCGUUCCGCCGCCAAUCGGCGAACCGACCGCACCCGAGCGACUAUCCGACACGGAAAUGGUGGCCAUCGAAGGCAACCUGACGGUCAUGUCGGAGCAAGAUCUGGCCGACGCGCAGGUGGAGAUCACCACCGAUCCGGUGGCGGCUUCGAAGAAACCCGCCACGUUCUCGGUGUUCUCCAUGGAUUUCCCCGACGAUACCGAUCGGAGCGAAUCGAAUCGAAAACCCGCCGAGUUCCACCCGCCGUUCCCCGACGAUAUAACCGACUUCGAAGAGUGCAUACCGUCGCAAAUCGUCUGCACCAAGCAAUUCAACGACGAGUUGAAGAAGAAAGACAGGAGCAGCACCAGCAUGAUAUCGACGACGUCGAAGUUGCUGGAGCGAUUGACCGAAAGCAAAACGGACAAGACGAAACCCGUCAUAUUGUCCGAACAGAUCGUCAAACCGGCGCAAACCGGCCCGAAAAAAAGCAACCAUGACGCGCCUAGUACUAACAGUAACGGCGGUAGUACCGUCGAAGAUAUCGAAGACGUCGAAGCGUUCGUUAUACACAAGGAUAUGAAGAGAGCGGAGCCGGCGGAGGAGCCCAAAGUGGCGCCGGUCAAAUCGACGAGGAAAUCGAAAACCAAACCGGCCGGUAAGGCUAAAAUCCUGCAACAGACCAUCAUAACGCCCGCCGGGGAGAUCCUGCAACCCACCACCGGGUCGUGCAAAAAACCCGUCGCGAGUCCGGUAAGCGAAAACGCGCCCGAAACCGCCCGGCCCGUCGCCGGCAAUGCGGCCGGUCGCGACGACAACAUCUUCGACAUCUUCAACAUGCCCAUCGUGCUGUCCGAUCAAAUCCUAACGCCCGAGAGCAUCGAAAACAUGCCCGUGUUGCUCGACGAACCGUCCAAACCUGUCGCCGUCACGGCGAAACCUAAACCUAGGCUGCAGCAAGGCGAAGGCGCCGCCUCCGCCGCCUCCGCGCCGGUUCAGAAACCCGGCAAAUACAUCAUCGUAUCGUCUCAAGGCGGAGCGGGAGGUGUCGUUCCGCAGAGGUUCGUACAGAAGAAGGCCGUCGUGAAGAGGACCGCCUUGCCUGCUUCUUCGUCGAUAUCGGCCAAACUAGGGGGUUCACAGGAGAUCACCGGCAACAAAAUUAUGGUCGUUACCAAUCAACAGGGACAACAGCAAAGAUUAUUGCUGACUCCGGCGCAACAGAAAGUGCUGGGCUACCAACCGGCCGGUUCGAAAUUGACCAAAGCGGCGCUAAAGAGCAGCGUUAUACGGAAAAACGUGGCCGUUACGAAAGUCGAGGCGGGUCCAUCGAAGACGGUAUCGUUCGUAACGCAAAAAUUAACCAAUACGGUCACAUCGACGCCAUCGAAGGCCGUCAAGACGAUCGUCAGGAGCGCCAAACCGGCCGGCAAAACGCCCAAAACCAUUCUGAUAACGAACAAGCACGGUCAAACCAUCAAGAAAAUCGCCACCACCGAAGACGAUUUGGACAAACAGGUGGCCGAACAGUUGGAGGCCAUCAAGGCGAGCAGCGGCGUCCGUUUCGGCAAAACCGAAUCGAUCAACAGCAAACAAAUCAAGCCCACCGUAAGGAAAUCCUACUCGAACAAGAAGCAAGAACAACCGGUUACUAAACCGGUACCAUCGAGCGAACCUCCUCCGUUGAUAGCCACCAAGAAACCCCGACAACCCGUAAUAGAAUCGAAGAAACCCGAUGAACCGGAGCGACCGCUCAACCAACUGGUCAUACAAGACGCCAUGGGCAAUCAGACCACCAUCACGGAGGGUCAAAUUCUCGCCAUACCGAGCGAAACCGUCGACGGUCAACCGCAAUCCUACGUCUUGGUCACCUUGGAUCGAUCGGGUAAUUUGACGCCCCUCAACAACGAAGCCCUGAUGUCGUUGGAUCCCAAUUUGGGCCUGGGCGGCGAUCUCAGCAACAUGGUGUUGCAAAUCGACCAAGGCAACGCCCUCGACAGGCCGGCGCCCCUCGCCCAACCGGCCACCGUCAAAAUCGGCGCCACCGUCGAGGAACUAUCAGCCGGUACAUCGAAAAUCGACGUUCCUCUACCGCCCGCCGAGCCGCCGACGGAGCCGCCCUCUUGCGUCGAUCAAGGCCGGCAAUUGAUCGUCACCGGCGAUCCGAUAGCGACCCGAAAAUUCCUCGAAUCGCUCGCCGAAGGUUCGGCCGAUUUGGCCGGCAUCAUAGCCAACGCCGACGGCAAGAGCAUUUUAAUCGAAGCCGACGGCCAACAGAUACUCAUCGACGGAGGGCAAGAGCACUAUCCCAAUCGCUCAGGCAAGAGCACCGACAUCCUGGCGGCCGCUUUAGCGGACACUGAAGUCUUCGCGGCGGCGCCGAAACCGGCGCGAUCGAGCCCCGACGGCGCCGCCUCGUUGUAUCCGAUCAACGUGGGCGGCGUGUCGGAGACGAGCCUGACGCUCGGCUCGCCCAUCAUGACGCCGCUGGAGGUGCCGAGCACCAACAGCAAGAAGAUACCCGACGACGAGGCGGACAUGUUGAUAGCCGUACCGAAAAACGUCGAUCUACCGAUCACCAUCACCGAUCCGAAUAUAUCGCAAACCGUCGCCAAUCAACAGGUCGCUACGAUGAUAGCCAACGAGCUCCGGACGAAUUUGGAUUUGGGUUUGGGUAUGGCGGAAACGUCGAUCGCCAGCGUAUCGGCGAGUCUAGCUAGUCCUGGUUAUGGUGGUUAUUCUCUACCGGUUCUGGAUGAUGGUGAUGUUUCGCACAAACCGUUCGAUAAUAGCAUGCCUUUGCUCGACGACGCGCCCUCUAUCGACAAAAAGUCGGAUUUGGGCGGCGGUUUUCUCGAAGAAGAGGACGAGGCGGGUGAAGGGCGGUUCACGUUGGGUGGGGCGGUGUGUAGCUCGCUGAGCGAGCCGCCGCCGGAGAUGUUCGAGAUACCCUACGGGGAGAACGACGUGACGUUGUCGUUGAGGAGUACGCCCGAUUCGAAGGUGGAUGAGGAGGAGGUGGAGGAGACGGAUGGUUUGGGUUCGAUGAGGGCGGAGAGUUCGAGCGAGGGAUCGUGCGAGAUACCGGUGCAGCCGAGGAUCGUGGCCAAAUCGGCGGAUUUUUGCGGUAUGUAAGGUGUGGGGGGCGAGCGCGCUGCGGAGCUCGAGCGGUGUAUAGUUGAGAUGGGUGGGGCGCGAGGGAAUUAUGUUUUUUAUUGGGUUAAUAUUAUGAAUUGUUUUUGCAUGUUUCAUUUUCUUUUGACGAAUUGAUUUUUUUGUGGAACUCCAAAUUCGACUGAAUUUUUUUUUUGUAAAUAAUAUUGUAUAGGAGGUAUAGAGAGAGAGAGAGAGAAAGUGAAGUUCGACUCUUGAAAUUUAUAUUGUUCGAUUGUGUUUUUUGUAAAUAGUUGAUAUUGUUAUGUACAAUGGUGUACAUAAAGAAAUGCUUUUUAAAUAUAAUUGUACGGAUUAGUUUUCGUGUUACAUUUAUUAAGGAGUAACGUUAAUUUUUAAUAGCUAGCUAUAUGAUGAAAUAAUUGAUAAUUAAAUAAUAAUUGAUGGAUGUGUGUUUUUCCCCGUUUAUUUUUUUUUGUAUAGCAUCGAAUCGUCUUUUAAGAAGACGCCGAGAAUGAGACGUAAUAUCCUUAAAUCAUUGUAUGAAUUUAUUAAAAAAAUUAUUGUA
Molecule: messenger RNA, 7321 nt
Organism: Phyllotreta striolata
Lineage: Eukaryota; Metazoa; Arthropoda; Insecta; Coleoptera; Chrysomelidae
Source: the annotation of a GenBank genome assembly